Messenger RNA from Blepharisma stoltei, 498 nucleotides. The record is from the annotation of a GenBank genome assembly. Lineage: Eukaryota; Ciliophora; Heterotrichea; Heterotrichida; Blepharismidae.
AUGAUAAACGAAAUUGAUAAGCCUAAUGAUAAGUUUUCAUGCUCAAUAGUUUGAACUCCUUUACCACUUAUAAGUGCGCUAUUUCCGUUUAUAGGCCACGCAGGGAUUUGUGCAUCAGAUGGAACUAUUCAUAAUUAUGCUGGAUCGUUUUAUGUUCAGGUAGGCAAAAUGAUAUUUGGUGCACCUACAAAAUAUGUAAAGCUAAAAGUUGAAAAUUUAAUAGAGUGAGAUUCUCAUAUUAAUCUAGGGGACGAAAAAUACAAAGGAGAAAAAUACAAUUUUUUGGCGAAUAACUGCCAUGACUAUGUUGCUUUUAUAUUGAACUCGAAUAAUUUUCAAGGUAUUCACUGGAACUCUACAAAGCUCUGUUGCCUUUUUAUUUCAAAAGGCAGAUAUGUUAGCUGUAUAAGUUUUGUAAAAACUUAUGCCCAGUUCGCGGUUGUAAUCAUUUUGAUCUUUCUUAUAAUUUUUUUCUCUGCAGGAGGAUAUAUCAAAUAA